AGAAGAAGAAAUCCAAAGCGUCCAAAAAGAAAAAGAGAGAGAGGAAAAAAAAAAAAACCAAAGGUAGACUACGAUAGCCGGCAUCGAGCCCGACGCGGCGUCGGAGGCAGGAGGACGACGACGAAGAUGAGGAAGAAGCUGGGCACCCGGUUCCCCGCGGCACGGAUCAAAAAGAUUAUGCAAGCAGAUGAGGACGUUGGCAAGAUUGCUUUGGCUGUGCCUGUUUUAGUUUCAAGAGCGCUUGAAUUGUUUCUACAAGAUUUAAUUGACCGCUCAUAUAAUAUUACAGUUCAAAGUGGGGCAAAGACAUUGAAUUCCUUCCACCUGAAGCAAUGUGUAAAGAGAUACAACUCUUUUGACUUCCUAACUGAGAUUGUCAACAAGGUGCCAGACCUUGGUGGUGCCGACUCUUGUGGAGAUGAAAGAGGAUUGCCCAGAAGAAGAAAGUUGUCAAAUGAAAGCGACCCAGAAAACGAGGAACCCCGCUCCAGCAAAAUGCCCAUAAGAAGCUUGAACACCAGUCCCAGAGGACGAGGCAGAGGGCGAGGAAGAGGGCGAGGACGGCCUCCAACCAAGAGAAAGGAAGUUGGUUACGUUCAAUUUGAGGAUGAGAGCAGCAUGUUUACUGAACAAAGUGAAUCCUUACCAGGAGAUGACGCCAUUCCAGAGACCAAAUGUGGCAGUGAGAGUAUUCCCCAAAGUGCAAAUCCUCCAGCAGAUGCUCCAUCAACUGGGGUGCCAGCUGCAAUUUCAAAGGUGGAAGAAGCCAGCACCAAUCAUCAACCAGAUUGGCCUAUGCCAGACGCCAUUGGAGGCAUUGGUGUUGGACCAUCCAGUUUUGGACAUCUGACGGUGCAAGUUGAUGAAGACGAGGACUAUGACAACGAGGAUUAGGCAUAGUCAUCAUCAUCAUCAUGUGCACUAACAGGACAGUUCUCCUGGUGUUGUACAAUGUAAAUAUAGCUCCAAGUAGUUACCGGCUUACCGCAGCUGGCUGUGAUAUGCUGCUGAUGUUAAAUGCAGUUAUGUAGUUGUCCUGUGUAACUUGUUUCUUUUUCCCAAUAAUUGCUUGUUAGUUGCCUCACAUUGUUGACAUAAUUGACUAGGAAGUGUUCUGUCAGGUUAAUUUAACCAUGUAUUUGCAGCAGUAAUUUUCUGUUGUCCUGUUACAUUGUAACUUGUAACCAACAGUAAUUUUGUGUUAUCAUAUCUUGUUGUAACCUUCAACUAGAGUAUGUUGCUCAUGAGGUAAUGCCAUUUCUUCGCA
Molecule: messenger RNA, 1267 nt
Organism: Brachypodium distachyon (stiff brome)
Lineage: Eukaryota; Viridiplantae; Streptophyta; Magnoliopsida; Poales; Poaceae
Product: dr1-associated corepressor
Exons: 6
Coding region: 127-894 (255 amino acids)
Biological process (GO): regulation of DNA-templated transcription
Cellular component (GO): nucleus
Molecular function (GO): protein heterodimerization activity
Source: RefSeq, a predicted model, not a curated record